Molecule: messenger RNA, 1452 nt
Organism: Candoia aspera
Lineage: Eukaryota; Metazoa; Chordata; Lepidosauria; Squamata; Candoiidae
Gene: OSR2
Product: odd-skipped related transciption factor 2
Exons: 3
Coding region: 68-1075 (335 amino acids)
Biological process (GO): embryo development; urogenital system development; regulation of transcription by RNA polymerase II
Cellular component (GO): nucleus
Molecular function (GO): RNA polymerase II transcription regulatory region sequence-specific DNA binding; DNA-binding transcription factor activity, RNA polymerase II-specific
Source: RefSeq, a predicted model, not a curated record
CGUCCGUGCGCGCUUUCCGACCCUCGAGUUCAACCAGCCAAGCCAAGCCAAGCCAAGGCCCGGCACAAUGGGGAGCAAGGCCCUGCCGGCGCCGAUCCCGCUGCACCCUUCGCUGCAGCUGACCAACUAUUCCUUCUUGCAAGCCGUCAAUACGUUCCCGGCCGCAGUGGACCACCUGCAAGGCCUCUACGGCCUGAGCGCCGUCCACACCAUGCACAUGAACCAUUGGACGCUGGGCUGCUACGCAGCCGCGGCCGCCGCCGCCACUGCCACGGGCGGCAGCGGCGGGCCAGCCGAGAUCGGCCGCUGCUCGGCGCUGAGCGAGAUGGCGGCGGCGCAGGGGCUGGUGGAGCGCUUCCCCUUCCCGGCGCUGCCCUUCGCCACGCACCUGUUCCACCCCAAGCAGGCCGCCGCCAUCGCGCACGUCCUGCCGGCGCUGCGCAAGGAGCGGCCCCGCUUUGACUUCGCCAACCUGGCGGCCGCCGCCACCCAAGAGGACCCGCCCAAGGCGCACGCGGUGGCGGCGGCCGCGCAGGCUCAGGGCGAGCUGGCCAAGCUGGGCGGGCCGCUCUCGGCGGCGCUGGGCAAGCUCUCCCCCGACAGCCGGAAGCCGGCGCGCGGCCGGCUGCCCUCCAAGACCAAGAAGGAGUUCAUCUGCAAGUUCUGCGGGCGGCACUUCACCAAGUCCUACAACCUGCUCAUCCACGAGAGGACCCACACCGACGAGCGGCCCUACACCUGCGACAUCUGCCACAAGGCCUUCCGGAGGCAGGACCACCUGCGCGACCACAGGUAUAUCCACUCCAAAGAAAAGCCAUUCAAGUGCCAAGAGUGUGGGAAAGGAUUUUGCCAAUCCAGGACUCUAGCGGUUCAUAAAACUUUACAUAUGCAGGAAUCUCCACACAAAUGCCCCACAUGUGGAAGAACCUUUAAUCAAAGAAGUAACCUGAAAACUCACCUUCUCACCCAUACAGACAUCAAGCCCUACAACUGUGAGCAGUGCGGCAAAGUGUUCAGGCGCAACUGUGAUCUGCGGAGGCACAGUCUAACUCACACCCCGCGGCAGGACUUCUAGAGCAGCCGAGAACCCCCUCCCUGGGGAGCUAAUUCAGGCUCAAGGACUUGAACUGUAGCGUAAUCUUUAUGUCCACGCGGGUGAUGUGGGCAGGUGCAUCUAGGAGCUUGGCCCCAUAUCCCCCAGUUCCAGCCAGGCCUCUUUCAGUGGUGGUGGGGGAGGGAUGCCAGCUCCAAGUGUUCUCCCUGCACGAGCGGAGCGGGCAGGCUGGUUCCUUGUACAUAGUAACGGAGCAGCUCAUUUUCGAGCUCGGCACAGAAAUGUGUUUGCUUUCUAUUGUCUUACCAAAUGCACAUUGGUACCAACAGCAAAGCCUGGGAGUGAAGAUACCUUUUUCAAAUUGUAUUUCCAAAUAAACACUUUCCCUCUAAAUGUAA